AUGGAGGAGCUCUACACUCUAGAGAAGGAGGUAGGACGAGGCAGCUAUGGCGUGGUCUUUGAGGGACAUAUGGUCAAAACAGGACAGAAGGUGGCCAUUAAGCGUCUGCCCUGCAGCAACCCGGAGUGCAUCGAGCUCUACCUGCAGGAGCUGUGGGCCAUGAGAGCCACGGCCAAGAACCACAUCAACGUCAUCGCCCUCCACAGCUGCCUCCUGCAGACAGGCCCCAGGAGCCUGAAGCCCCUGAGACCAGGGAAACUGCCCCUGCGUCUGGUUGAGAGCGUGUUGAAGGGCAGCGUGGUGGUAGCAGCACAAAGUCAGGAAAGGAUCCACGCCCAGUCCACCGCCAUGAAGAGGACGUUUUCUCUCUCCAGGCUUCAGGACAGGACCAACACCGUCCAGGUCAGGGCUAAGCUCCAGGACACAACGAAAUCAAAUGCAUCGGAGGCUACAACCCCACAACGGCCUCAAAACCAGGCCAGGAAGAGACGGGCCCAGAGCGAGGGGGAGCAGCCGGGCCCCCUGCAGUGCCUGGCCCUGUGGCUGGUGAUGGAGUACUGUGACGGAGGCGACUUGAAUCAGUACCUGCUCUCCAGGCCGCCAGAUGACCAGCGGAACCACAGUGUGCUGCGACAGCUUUGCCGAGCCGUGGCCUUCCUGCACGGCCUGGGCAUCGCCCAUCGAGACCUGAAGCCCGACAACGUGCUGGUCUGUGUCACAUCCAAAGGCCCGGUCGUCAAGGUGGCAGACUUUGGUCUGAGCAAGAUGAGUGAGGGUCUGGUGGACGGGGUUGAAAACAUGCAGCACUUCUCAUCCACCUGUGGCUCCGACUUUUACAUGGCUCCAGAGGUGUGGGGGGGACUGACCUACACGGCCCAGGCGGACAUCUUCUCGCUAGGUGUGAUGUUCUGGGCGGUUCUGGAAAGAAUCACCUUUCUGCAAGAAGGGACCACACAGGAACAGCUGGGCGCCUACGUGUGCAAGGGUCGCUCGGGCUGGUUGAUGCCGGUGGGGGAAGCCUUGUGGGAGAACGCCGACCUCCAGCUGUGUAUCCCAAUGAAGUUUAAGAGAGCGCCCCCGCUGCCACCCCCUCCCGGUCCAUCUACGUGCACUCUGCUUUUAGACAUGCUCGCCUCAAACCCGGAUGCCCGGCCCCCGGCCGACCAGCUGGAGGCCAGAGUGCGAUCCGCUCUCAAAGAGGACUCCCACUGACACAAAGUGCGCUUAAGCGACCAUUAUGGCUCUUACCACUGUAACCACUACACAGAAAUAUUGACCGUGCGCCCCCUGACCACAGUGCUUCCUAUGUGUGUCAACAGGAACCACUUUGCUGCCACUGGGAAGUGGGGAUAACAAAUAUGUAUGAUUAUAUGGAAUUGAAGGUGCUAUUUCUGUCACUGAAACGCCAGUGCAGUUUAGAAACCGUGUAGAAAAACCAGAAAAAGGGAAAAUGGGGUUGAAAUACAAGAGGUCCUUCUGACCCCCGAGAGCCUCUUGAGGAAAUCAGUCUAUUGGCCUUGGACCCCUGUAAUGCACUGCAGACUAAACACGCAAUGAUACUCAAGCAAGUCUUUCCAGAGAUCCAGUGGGACUCGCUGAGUUUCCUGUAAGCACCGUGCUGUUUAGGCACACAGGCGUUUGACAGAGAAAAUCAAUUUUGGUAAGUAUAGAGCAGAAAUUAAUAAAAUGGUUUGAUGUCAGUGCUUGUAAACAGACCAGUGUUUGACUGACUCCGCAUCCUGCUGUAUUUCAGUUACUGUAUUUGACUUGGAUUUUUGGACAUUCGUGUUUUAACUUAAUUUGUACUGACCUUCCUGGCCGAGGCAU
Limanda limanda (common dab) is the source of this 1827-nucleotide messenger RNA. Its product is annotated as Serine/threonine-protein kinase pdik1l-B-like. Gene Ontology annotation, biological process: autophagosome organization; positive regulation of autophagy; axon extension. The coding region runs from base 1 to 1212 and encodes 403 amino acids. Gene Ontology annotation, cellular component: cytoplasm; autophagosome. NCBI's taxonomy places the organism in Eukaryota, Metazoa, Chordata, Actinopteri, Pleuronectiformes, Pleuronectidae. The transcript has 3 exons. The record is from RefSeq and is a predicted model, not a curated record. Gene Ontology annotation, molecular function: ATP binding; protein serine/threonine kinase activity.